UGGAGACAGGCUGGCAUGGCCAUCAAAACCCAUACUCCCCUUCCCAGGGGGAAACUUUGUCUGACUAAAAUAUCAGAGUGUUCCAUCUCGGAUUGGGGGGCAGACAGGAAAACCCACGAACAAAGGGAAAAAACCACCAUCAUCAACAUGAGUUACCAGAGAGUUCCUCAAGACCCUUAUCCUCCACCUGGGUACGCCUCUCCUUAUUCAGCACCACCCCCUCCAGGGUACCCAUCAGCACCACCACCGCCGCCGACUCUGCCACCUUACGAAGGCUAUCCGCCGCCGCCGCCACCACCAGGAUAUCCCCCGUAUCCUCAGCGGCCAGGACAGCCGUACGAGGGGUACCAAGGGUAUUUUGCAGAAGGGUAUCCACCACCUCCGCCGCCACCACCUCCAGGUCAUCCUCAAUAUCAACACUGCCACCACUAUGAGCAUCACCAUUACCAGAAUCAAUCUGAUGCUGGCUGUUUCUCUUUCUUACAAGGCUGUUUGGCUGCACUAUGUUGCUGCUGCAUGCUGGAGGAAUGCUGCUUCUUUCUAUGAUAUUUCAUCAAGAGUGAACUAUUUCAAUUUACAUGUGUGGUUUUGCUACACUUCUUUGCUACUAUUUGGGGGAGAAAUGCUGCUCAAAAUGAGUUCUACAUGGCAUUGUUAUGGGAGUCGUUACUGUCCUGUUAACAGUCAUAUGCUUGUAUGAGUUACAUGCUCAUCCGAUUUACUAGUUUAUCUGCUCAGACUUUGUAAACAGAAGUUUCAAUAUUAUAAAUAUAGCUCUUGGUUCUCGUUGUAUAUUAA
Theobroma umbraticum is the source of this 798-nucleotide messenger RNA. RefSeq names its product proline-rich family protein. Lineage: Eukaryota; Viridiplantae; Streptophyta; Magnoliopsida; Malvales; Malvaceae. The record is from RefSeq and is a predicted model, not a curated record.